GUGAAGACACUACUCGACAUGUUCUUCGUCCGUCGUGCGUCGCUUACUUUGGUGCUUGUGCCCUGCCUGGUGUGCUGGACGUCGGCGGAAGGCUCCCGGAGCGAGCGCGUGUUCGCCCAGCUCAAGGCUCUCCGGGAGUGCGAGCGCAGAGCCGUCUACGAGCCGGAGGAAAACGACACCGCCGUGUGUGACUGGAGGUUCGACGGCUGGCAGUGCUGGGCUCCGACUCCGCUGGGAGGCACCGCUCGAGCACCGUGUCCUGGCCUCUUGCCGGGAAAUGUCAAUUCUUCUGCUACAGCGACCUACCACUGCCUUUGGAACGGGUCUUGGGAUGGGGAGACGGGCAACUACGCUUCGUGCACAACGUCGCCGUAUGACGACCCAGAGCUCAAGCUACUGGAGGCCAUCACGCAGGACAUCGGGGAUUUCGUUCCCUGGGAACAAAGCUCCUUACGGGGCGAGAACUGGCAGUGGCAGGAGAAGAUCAACCAGUUCAAGAACUGCCUCGAGGACGUCCUGCUGCGGCCGCCACCUCUACUCGAGGGCAACGAGACCGUCUGCCCACGAACUUGGGACGGCUGGAGCUGCUGGGACGACACACUUCCAGGUCACACGGUCUACGCACCUUGUCCACAGUUCGUCGCCGGAUUUCUUUCUUCGCGGCAAGCUCACAAAUACUGCAAUUUGGAUGGCACCUGGUUUCGUCAUCCAGUCACAAAACACAUCUGGUCCAACUAUACUGCCUGUGUCGACACCCAUGAUUUGCAGUUCAGAAAUCUGGUGAACUCUCUGUACGUGGGUGGAUACUCGAUAUCACUUGUUGCUCUUCUGCUCUCCUUGUUUAUAUUCUUCUACUUUAGGUCCCUGCGUUGUCGACGGAUCACCAUUCACAAAAACCUCUUCACAUCGUUCAUAAUCAAUAACCUAUGUUGGAUAUUGUGGUACAUUCAUGUCAUUGCACAGCCCCAUGUUAUCGAAGAGAAUCCGGACUGGUGCCAGGUAUUGCACGUGGUGACGCAGUACUUCCUGCUCUGCAACUACCUCUGGAUGUUCUGCGAGGGGCUUUACCUGCACACUCUUCUGGUCAUGGCUUUCAUAGCGGAAGACAAAAUACUCAAGUGGUUUCUUCUCAUUGGAUGGGGGUUUCCGCUCCUCCCUGCCAUAGGGUAUGGUGUAGCCCGGAGGAUGGACCCGGAAGCGUCCAAAAUGUGCUGGGUUGAGCACGAUGUAUGGUACACAUACAUACUCAGUGUCCCCGUUUGCUUUUCAAUUUUGUUGAGUUUUGCAUUCCUCGUAAAUAUCGUCCGUGUUCUGGUCACAAAGCUCCGGGCCGUUAAUUCUCCGGACAAUGAAAGUACGAGGAAGGCAGUGAGGGCCACUGUAAUCCUGCUUCCGCUGUUGGGGCUGCACUACGUGGUCACACCUUUUCGCCCCGACAAAGGGUCCAUUUUUCUUGCCUAUGAAAUCAUCUCGGCCCUGGUCACUUCACUUCAGGGGUUAUGUGUCGCACUUUUGUUUUGCUUCUUUAAUGGAGAGGUGCUUGGUGUACUGCGAAAAACCCUCUCUCAGACGCCGUGUGUUAGAAGUGAGGGUCGCCGGAUGUCUUAUGCGAACACCAGCAUAAGCUUCCUUCCGAGGCGAGCUUCUGAUGGCAGAAGUCCGUCCGCCUCGCCCAACCAUCUUCAGCAGACCAUGCUGUGAACGAAGCGGAGAUCGCACACAAAAACAAAAAACGUGUUGUGUAACCCGAGUGAUGACCAAUCGUCCGCGGAGUUUCCAUGCAAGCGUGUGUUUGCUCACGAGCGAGUUAGAACGGAGUGCGAAAGGCCAAAGCUACCAUUUUUAUGACAUGUCACCCUCCACAAAACAUGUCUUCUUUGUGUCCAUGGC
Molecule: messenger RNA, 1890 nt
Organism: Ixodes scapularis (black-legged tick)
Lineage: Eukaryota; Metazoa; Arthropoda; Arachnida; Ixodida; Ixodidae
Product: calcitonin gene-related peptide type 1 receptor
Exons: 17
Coding region: 19-1701 (560 amino acids)
Biological process (GO): adenylate cyclase-modulating G protein-coupled receptor signaling pathway; cell surface receptor signaling pathway
Cellular component (GO): plasma membrane
Molecular function (GO): G protein-coupled peptide receptor activity
Source: RefSeq, a predicted model, not a curated record